CUUCUGUCAUGAUUAAUAACUGUGAAGUACAACGUGUCCUUGUUGACACCGGGAGUGCACCAGACAUCAUGUAUUUUCACUGUUUCGAGAGUCUGGGACUGGAUCCAGCAUUGUUGCAGAAGUAUGAUGGUCCCAUCUAUGGUUUCGACAACCAACCUGUUCCGGUAGAAGGAGUUCUUACCCUCCAUGUGGCUUUUGGGAGUGGUCGGACCUAUGUCGCCCCUUCAGUCCGGUUCCUCGUCGUCAAGAUGGCCUCUUCUUUUAAUAUUGUUAUUGGCCGACCCACAUUGACCGAAAUCCGAACUGUGGUUUCCCAAUCUCACCUCUGCAUGAAGUUCCCCACUCCUAUGGGAAUAGCAACACUGCGAGGAAAUCAGGAGGUGGCCAGACACUGUUAUAUCACCUCGGUAACACAACCAACGAAGGGCAAAAAUAAAACACCCGAGGUCAUUCCCCAGCAAAUUCCUGAUAAUCAGCAGGUAAUGGGUGUAGAGAUCGUUGAUAAUCGACUGGAUGAUGAAACCAGAGCUGCUCCGGUUGAAGAUGUUGAAGAAGUGCUCGUUGAUGACAGAGAUCCGAGCCGAAAAACGCAGAUCGGAACUAGAUUGAGCCCGGAAGAGAGAGCAGAACUGAUAGCUUUUCUCCGAGCUAACAAUGAUGUAUUUGCAUGGACUUCGGCGGAUAUGCCAGGAAUUCCAACUUCAGUAUGUCAACAUAAGCUCAGUACCAACCCGUUGAAGAAACCAGUGGCCCAGAAGCGGCGUCUCUUUGGGGGGGAGAGGCUUCAGGCUGUCAAAGAAGAGGUGGAGAAGCUUCUACAGGCAACACCUCUGUUCCCUUUUGCAUAUUCUCAAUUGUGCAAAGUGUUUCACCUCGGCCUUCAACCACAAUAAUGCUGCAUUACAUUUCACCUCGGCUUCGGCCACAGUAACCCAAUAUCACACAUUUUAUUUCGGAUACGGGCAUUAUGACCUCAG
This is a messenger RNA of Rubroshorea leprosula, 977 nucleotides long. The record is from the annotation of a GenBank genome assembly. NCBI's taxonomy places the organism in Eukaryota, Viridiplantae, Streptophyta, Magnoliopsida, Malvales, Dipterocarpaceae.